Serinus canaria (Common canary) is the source of this 891-nucleotide messenger RNA. RefSeq names its product heterogeneous nuclear ribonucleoprotein U-like protein 2. The record is from RefSeq and is a predicted model, not a curated record. Lineage: Eukaryota; Metazoa; Chordata; Aves; Passeriformes; Fringillidae. The coding region runs from base 119 to 793 and encodes 224 amino acids. The transcript has 2 exons.
GCCCGGCCUCGCGCUCCGGCCUCGGCGCCGCCGCCUCAGCGCGCCCGCGCUUCCGCUUCCCUUCCCCCCCCCGCCCCGCGGCCCCUUCCCCCCCCCUUCCCCACACACCGGCCCCGCCAUGGACGUGAAGCGGCUGAAGGUGACCGAGCUGCGGGCCGAGCUGGGCCGGCGCGGCCUGGACGCCCGCGGGCUGAAGGUGGAGCUGGCGCAGCGGCUGCAGGAGGCCCUGGACGCCGAGAUGUUGGCGGCGGGGCCCGAGGAAGGCGGCGGCGGCGGCGGCGGGGGAGGCCCGGCCGCGGCCGCCUCGAGCUGCGCAGGGGAAGCGGGGCCGGCGGGAGGCCCGGGCGGGCGGCCCCACGGAGGGGAUGAGGAAGAGGAGGAGGAAGAGGAGGAGGAGGAGGAGGAAGAGCAGGAGGAGGAGGACGAGGAAGCGCUGCUCGCCGAUGAGGACGAAGCGGCUGCCGCGGCCCCCGAGGCGGCCCCGGCCCAGCCCGGCCCCCCCGGGGAGGAGGAGGAGGAGGAGGAGGAAGAAGAGGAGGCGGCCCCGGCCGAGCCCGCGGGGUCGGAGCCGCUGCAGCCGCCGCAGGAGGAGGGAGCGGCGGCCGCGGCCGAGGCUGAGGCGGCCGAGGGAGGAGGAGGAGGAGGAGGAGGCGGCGGCGUGAACGGGGCCGAGCGGCCGCCGGAGGAAGCGCCCAGCGGGGAUGAAGCGGCCGCGGCUGAGGCCAAGGAGGAGGAGGCGGCUGCGGGGGAGGAGGAGGACAAGGCCAAGGGCGAGGCCGAGCGCCGGGGCUGAAGCGGCUCCGGGACGAGAAGGACGAGCACGGCCGGGCCUGGCACGAGUUCCGUGAGGAGGCCUACAACAGCCGGUGGGCAACUGGGAUGGACUGGGAU